Molecule: messenger RNA, 3218 nt
Organism: Brassica rapa (field mustard)
Lineage: Eukaryota; Viridiplantae; Streptophyta; Magnoliopsida; Brassicales; Brassicaceae
Product: F-box/kelch-repeat protein At2g43445
Molecular function (GO): protein binding
Source: RefSeq, a predicted model, not a curated record
AGCAAAUUCAAUACUUUUGUUUUUAUCACAAAUUCCAACAUAAACCCUAGUCCCAUGUACCUAGUUCCGGAGGUACUAGAAGAGAUCUUCCUUGGUCUGCCAUUGAAAUCCAUCCUAGAAUUCAAAACCGUCUCAAAACAAUGGAGAUCAAUACUUGAGUCGAAGAGGUUCGCAGAGCGUAGGCGUCGUAUGGUGAAUAUUCAAACGAAACUGAAAAUCAUAGUGGCAGUAGACCGAAACCUAAUCCAACAUGAAUUACACAGGGACGAAGAGGUAGAGAUGGUCUACUUACACAGCAAUGUCACCGCCUCACGGCCGUCGCUGUCAUGUGACAGUCUUGUCUGCAUCCCCGUACCUGGUUGGGUCAAAGUUUUCAACCCUUCCACUGGAGUGUUUCUUAGAUUCUCUUCCGGUCCAGAGACAAUGAUAUCGCGUGAUUUUGAUCCUCGAUUUGAGAUCUUCCCUAGAUGUUGGAGGAUGGGAUUCGGUAAAGACAAUAUCACUGAGAGAUAUAAGAUAGUGAGGAUAUGUUUUAACGAUGAUUUGGAGAUUUGUCGUCGUUGCGAGAUUCUUGAUGUUAACAUUGGGAGAUGGAGGAGACUGAGGCCACCUCCUUAUGUUUUAGGGUUUAAAAGGAAGUCGACAUGUGUGAAUGGGUCCAUCUACUGGGUAGAAGUAAUUCCUCGGCACAAACUUUUAGCUUUGAAUCUUCACACAGAAGAGUGGCGUCACCUUACACUACCGCAGGGAACACUAGGAACUUCAUGCCAAGUAGCAAACCUUGAAAACCGGCUGGCCUUAGCCGCAACCUAUUUUAGUAAUCAUCAUUGGAAUGUGAAGAUAUGGUGCUUGCAUGCACCACAAGAAGAAGCAUGGAGUGUGAUUUAUACCAUACGUUUAUUCCCUUCCGAGCACCGUUACGACGGCGUUUUCCCUUUAUGGUUUUGGGCUAGGCCAGUGGCGGUUUCUAAGCAAGGAAAUCUUUUUUUCCAUGACAACUGCAAGAGGUUGUUCAAAUAUUACCCAGAGACAGAUGUAGUUCGCUGCGUUCAUAGAGAUAUUUGUGUGAUAUCUCCUUUUGUUGAAGAUUUGGUCCCACUUGGACGUUUGGAUUCUGUUCCGGACAUGAUGAGGACAUAUGGACUUCGACAUCUAGAUCAUGUGCCCUUCUCCUCUAGGAUACCCAACUUUUUCAGACGAAUGGAGUUCCCGAGUAGCUUGAUCACUACUUCUUUUGUGACUCUUGCAAUAUUUCAGUUUUGUUCCCUAUUGUCUAGGUCUUGAUAUUGUUGCGUUUCCGGCUAGUGGUCUCGUAUUGAUUCAAAACCGCAUGCCUUUUUUCUUCCUACACCGAUGUUCUUGCAUCUGGCUUUGUGAAAUGUUUGCUGUAAGACAAAUAUAUUUUUCAAUUACAUUACUAUUUAAAAAGUUGGCAUCAAUCGACCAAACCCUAUAUUGGACACUAAAUAUUGGCACCUCAACGUUUCCAAGAUCUUUAAAAUACGCAACCGAUGCAAUCGAGAAACCCUUUGCUCUCACCGGAGAGAAGUUUUCUCCCAAACGGAUCUCAUCAAUCACUGGAGCAAGAUACUUCUUCUUAAACCACUUCCAUAAUCUCCUUCACCUGUCCGUGACGUUCUCUUUCACCUUCAGUACGUAACGUGACUCUCGCAACUGAUCCUACAGGAGGUUUCAAGACUCCGGAUACUUGAUCGGCGAUCCAGUCUCAACGGCCAUGAUGUCUUCCCAUAUCUGCAUGGUUUCCUCGACGACGCGAAUGUGAUUGGGACGUGCGAAGUACGCGCUGAGAUCGUCCUUGGAUCUGUAGCGGCUGUACUGACGUUGCAUGAUUGUGAUUGAACUAUAUAUGUUUUUCUGACUUGCGCUGUGCAGGAUGAUAAUCACAUUGCCACUGGCAGAUGCUUGUUCACUACCAUGAAAGUUUUGGUUAUAAAAAUGAAACAACAAAGGAAUUAGAGAUUGGAAGAAGAGACGACAGAGAAUCACUUACAUCUUUUGUUUGACCUAGACGAUGAGCUCUGUCCAUUGCUUGUAAAUCCAAGGUGAGAUUCCAAUCUCUUUCAUAUAAAAUGACUUGUGUCAGCAACCGUCAAGUUGAUACCAAGUCCUCCAGCUCUGGUGCUCAGCAAGAAUACAAAAAUAUCGUUCCUGCAAUCAUGUAGGGUUUUUAUAUACUUGUGCACAGCAAGCCUCACUAGAGCAUUAAAAGAAAAAGGCUAGAGAAAUUUAAUUCAUACAAGUCCAUAUCUUUAGAAUAUUUACGUUCAUGUUUUAGCCUUUUUUCACCUGCGGUUCAAGAAAGAAGUGGUUUGCUUAUUAUAUAUUUUUGUCUACUGUGGUUUUGAAACUUCUCUCACAUGUGUAGGAGGCCUUGCAUGUAAUUUGCAUUUUUUUUUUAAAAAAAUUCUGACUCAAUUUCAGAGAUAGAGAGAUGACAUUAAUUAUAUCGGUUAUGUGUUUUUAUCAUUUAUCAAUUUAUAUGGUUGCUAAUACUUUAUUUUCUUUGAGAUUUAAGGAUAAGUGCUUGUUUUCUUGAGAAAAAGAGUCCAGGGACCAUAUAAAGCUUUGUAAUUGUAAGUUUUGUGCGGAUUCUCCACUUUACAUGGCUCUGAGAAAUUGUCUAUGGAAAAAGUGCAGUGACAUUUGGCAAAAGGCAAUCACUUUUAUCCACUUUCACUUGAUAUCUCGAAUCCAUCACAAUAAUAUUCACAUUCAUUUGGCACUUAGAUAUUCGCUAGUUCUUAAACUUGUUAAAUUUUGUGGUUAAAUCGUAGAAACUCAACUACCUUCAAGUUCUUUGUUGAUGAUAUGCCAGCAUUAUAUGCAUCCGGAGAUAUCUUUGAUUUGCUUGCAUGGUAUAUAAGUUUGUGCUACACAAGACUACAUUUUCUGGUGGUCUGAUAACUUUGUCACACUUCUGGCUUCGGUGAAUGAGUGAGAUCCAUUUUAUGUGGCUCAAGAAGAAUAUGUAUUAUGCCACUCUGGUGGCUAAAUUCAUAUGGAUUUUAUAACACUCAACGUAUCUUUUGAGAGAAUUCAUCAGCUUAACAGUGGUGACUAAAUAAGACCAUCAUUGACAAACCCAAUGGAUAUUAUCAACUACAUACAGCAAAAUCCUUAACAAUCAGUCACUAAUUAUAUAUUUAUAUAAACGGAACACGGAAAAGUGCGGAAGAGUGCAAAAAAAAAAGGAGUAA